This is a messenger RNA of Esox lucius (northern pike), 2884 nucleotides long. RefSeq names its product inositol polyphosphate-1-phosphatase (gene inpp1). The coding region runs from base 268 to 1422 and encodes 384 amino acids. The transcript has 6 exons. Gene Ontology annotation, biological process: phosphatidylinositol phosphate biosynthetic process. Lineage: Eukaryota; Metazoa; Chordata; Actinopteri; Esociformes; Esocidae. Gene Ontology annotation, molecular function: inositol-1,4-bisphosphate 1-phosphatase activity. The record is from RefSeq and is a predicted model, not a curated record.
UGGAAUCACAACCGUCCACCCUUCCGUAUGCAACAUUUGCAACAACGUAAUCAAACUACAAUAGGCAACUAAUUGAUAUCUCCGCAACCAGCUGCGGACUACUUCCGUUCUAUAUAAGAUCUGUUCUAACCUAGACGCUCACGCCCAUUGAGAAAAUUCUCACUGCAUUGACACAGGAAACAUUUGCUUAUUGAAUCGAGAAAGGCCAGCUUCGAACAAGGGCGAUAGAAAACAUCAAAAUAAGAAUCAGCCGGAAACGUGUCAAGUAUGGCUGAUCUGCUUAAGCUACUGCUGCGUGUGGCAGAAAAGGCGGCCAACGUAGCCCGCAUCUGCCGCCAGGAGGCCCCUCUCUUUCAGCUGCUGGUCCAGGAGAAGACUGGUAUGGACAAGAACAAGAAGUUUGUCAAGGACUUCAAGACGCUGGCCGAUGUUGUGAUUCAAGAGAUGAUCCGCCAUGAUGUUGGGGCUCAGUUUCCUGAAAUGAUUGGCCAUAUACAUGGAGAGGAAUCUAACAAGUUUGAGAAUGGACUAGGCGAGAGUGUGAUAGUCACUGUGUGUGGGACAGAGAAGGAGACCGCAACCUUACUGGCCACGGUGCUGGACGGGGAUCAGACGGCGGCAGCUCUCCUGGCGUGUGCCAUCCACCGCGACGCUACGCACAUACUCGCAGACACAGGCACAGACAACCUCCAGAUACCUCUCUGCCCUUCUGACCUGGGCAUCUGGAUCGAUCCCAUCGAUGCCACUAGCCAGUACAUUGAGGGACGUGAAGAGGGGGCACAGGAAGGCCAUCUCUGUCCUUCAGGUCUUCAGUGUGCCCUGGUCCUGAUUGGGGUAUACCUCCGUGCCACAGGGGAACCUGUCAUGGGGGUCAUCAACCAGCCCUUCAGUCAGAAGGACCCAGCAGGCUGGAAGGGGAAGCAUUUCUGGGGUGUGUCGUGUGGGAGUGUCCAAGCCUGCUCCGUGCUGCGGCCUCAAGACGGGCCGACCGAGAGGCCAGGACUCUCCGUGGUACUGAGCUCCAGUGAGAAGCAGGCGGUGAAGGAGGCUUUGGCCCCCCUGUGUGGGCCGGACAGGCUGAUGUACGCCUCCGGCGCCGGAUACAAGAUCCUUUGUGUGAUCCUGGGCCUUGCGGACGUCUACGUCCUCUCCGAGGGCAGCACCUUCAAGUGGGACUCCUGCGGCCCCCAUGCGCUGCUCCGUGCCCUGGGUGGGGGCAUGGUGGACCUUAAGGAGUGCCUCCACUCCACCGGCUCCGGUGACUGUGAGGGUGGGCACCGUGACCUGGGGGAGCUGACCUACCAUCAACCCCACACGGAGUGCCCUGGGGCGGACCGCUGGGCCAACCUGGGAGGUCUGGUGGCGUACUUGGACUGUCAAACGCUCCAUACGGUCAUUAAGGAACUGAAGGGCAAGUUCUAAAGGACGGGUGUUGAAGGGCACAAGUAGGGUAUCUUUCCUUAUAGUGUCCUGCUGCUUUUAAUGUCUAUUUUCAUACGGGCGCUGGUAUUUUAUGUCCGAGUCAUUUUUCAAAAGCUAGAUUUAUGAAUGUAAAUAUUUUAAGGAAUAUGAACAUGAUAUUGAACUGUAACUAUGGUAGACUGUAUGCUAUGGCUGCUUUGUUAAAGAUCUAACUUCAGUUACUGAUUUUCUAACUGACAGAAUGUGUGUUGGUGGCAAACAGAACUAAAGAAGUGCAGACCAGGAAAGCUAAAUAUAUUUUUUAAAGUAUUUAACGUAUUACAAAGCAACAUAAUCAGAAAAGACUGAUACAGAUAUGAACAGGCACAAGCAAGGGUCAGUGGACAGUAACAAACAAUGCAGUUGAAAUGUUAUUUUUUUUCUGUCAUACGACACUGUGACACAGACUUAUCAGAAUAUCUCAUGAUGACCCUGUUGUAGUUGUGAAGAGGUAGCACACUGGGACAUGUCAGUGUUGGGUCUUUUCCCUUCAUAUACCUCAUACCCCUGAGCAGCAUCACGCAACAUCACAAAAAUCACUAUUACUAUACUAACGACACCAAACUCUACCUGUUCACCAAACCCUUCUAUCCCCUCUCUCAUCAACUGCCUUUGAGGCCCCUGGAGCUGGAUGAGCGUGCACUCAACAGCAACAAGACGGACAUUAGCUCCAAAUCUAAUUCUCUCCAAAACAGCGUGACCUCCACCUCAUCACCAAAAAUAGUUUUAUUGUAUCUUUCUCAACAGUGUCUGUGGCGCCCGGACGAGUUACUUCAGUAAAUCCAAGACGGCUUUCUUACACCUCUGCAACAUCUCCAGGUUCUGACCCUAACUGUCACAGCACUGAAACCCUAAUCCAGGCUUCAAUAUUUCCUGAUUGGACUACUAAAGCUUUUCAGUAUCCCCAACAAACUCCCCAACAGGCUAACUGAUCCAGAUCAACAUAUCGCAUCAGUCCUGUGCAAUACUGUAUUGACUAUAAGACACUUCUCACCUAAUAAGCCCCCAGAACCUGACAACUACUUACCUCUGACCUUCUCCCAGUAUAUGUCGAACCCUCUCAUUCUGCAUCUCCACCACGGCUGCCCCGGGCCUUUUGCUGCUCAACAGCGUGGCCAAUAAUUAACAAACUUUUAUUAAAGCACGUUCAAGCAAGCUAGUUCUCUUUAGUCUACCCACUGCCCUUCUUCUGUGCCUUGCCAAUAUCAGUAGUUAUCUCCUCCACCCAAAUGCAUCCACUUCCCAACCCUACCCUAAACAAGUUUGUAUCCUUACCCAACCACACUAUCUAUCCUGUUUGUGCUGCUUUUUUGUUAGAUUUUAAUUUGUACUUAAUUGAUGCACUUGAUUUUAUGUAGUCCUACAUUUAAUGUAGGAUAUUGUUGUCACAUCCAUGUCUAACAAAUAAAGUUCAUUAUUAUUG